AUGGCCCCUUUUUUCAAAAACAAAAAUAAGCAUUCAAAAACUUCAUCAGAUGGAAGCAAUCUAGCUAACAGUCCUUCCUCUAGUCCACAAGCGAGUAGGUCCUCCUCAGGUCAGAGUACGAAACUUUUUAAUUCCGCUUAUAGCAGAUCUCCAGGUAUAGGAUUACCACCAAACAAGAGCACAUUCAAAGUCCACCAUGUUUCGGGUGAAAGAAGUGUUUCAGUUGAUUACCCUUUGAAUUCAGCACCUAGUGCUUUAUCGUUGAGCCAGUACGGUGGUGCUUCUGGAACAGCGCAGACGCAUAACUUACAAUACAAAUCACAGAUCAAGUCAGAAACGGAAAAUUUACCUCAUACUUCACUACGGAAAGCCACGGAUAGACCUCUACAGUCGAAUGCUGAAGGCAAUAACACACGUGAAUUUCAACCAGGGAAGAAAAAUAUGCAAGAUUUUCAUUCCAAUUUGAAUGUGUCUUCUUCAAGUCCGUGGAAGAAGAAGACGUUGUAUAAUUCACCGUUUCCUAGGUUUAGUCAUGCAGCUUCGUCAACAACUUCGGAAGCUGGGGCUGUAUAUUUGAUGGGUGGAUUGUGUGGGAAAAAUGUUUUCGGUGAUAUGUGGAUUGUUGAGCCUGUCAAGAGUGAAAACGAUAGAUCAAAAGAUUACCCAUAUAUCGCCUCACCAAUUGAGAAUUUUGAAAGGAUUCCGACACCCAGGAUUGGGCACUCCUCAAUAUUAAUUGGGAAUGCUUUCAUUGUGUUUGCGGGCGAUACCGUAACGAACGCUACACAAGAACUAGAUGACAAACUUUACUUUUUCAAUAUCACUUCACUGAAAUGGACCAUAACAUCACCGGAAGGUCCAAAACCUUCAGGAAGAUAUGGACAUCAGAUUGGUGUGCUUAAUUUUGAGAAUUCAUCCAGCCAGUCCAAGUGGUCAAGCUUCUUGUACGUUUUCGGUGGGCAGGUCGAAAAUGAAUAUUUUAGUGACAUGUGGAAGUUUGAUCUUUCAAAUUUUAGGAAUCCAAAAACAUGCUGGGAGAAGAUAAUACCAGAGCCAGAGAGCUACAUUCCACCACAGCUUUCAAAUCAUACUAUGACUGCAUAUGAUGAUAAGUUUUACGUUUUUGGUGGAACCGAUGGCGUCAAAGUAUACAACUUUUUAUUAUGCUUUGAUGCUUUGACGAAUCAGUGGAAUAAAUGUAUUUUAAGUGGGUUUUUACCUCCACCCCUUGAAAGUCACUCUGCAACCUUACAUCAAAACUUGCUAUUCAUAUUCGGAGGAAAAUUGUUGAACGGUGAAACGUCUAGCGAUAUGUUCAUUAUCAAUUUAGAUUCUUUUGAAUGCUUUCAACUUCAGAGCAAUUUGCCAAACUGUCCAUCUCCAAGAUGUGGGCACACCAUUACAGUUGACUCGGCUCAAGAAAAGAUGCUAGUGAUGGGAGGGGAUCAACUCGAUAGUGAUUUUCAAGGUAUCUCAGAAUCACAAAACAAAUUAAUACAAACUUCACAGUUUGAAUAUCCUAGCUCAGUCAUUUAUGAACUUGAUCUCCUUUCUGUCCCCAAGUUUUUGAGGAUGCAUGAUGCUCUCGCUUCGGAAAAUGGAGUACCGGGUUCCACUUCUGUUGAUAAGAUAACACAUGUCUCCCAAACCCAAGAUGAACAUUCUCCAGACAAAAACGUCUCAAAGAUCCUCAAUCGGCAAAGCCAGUAUGUUGUGUACGAAAAUGCGAGUGAUGAUGAGGUUGUACACGAUGUUUUCGCUCCACAAGACACCAGUUCCCGUGUUUGGGAAGAUGUCGAAAAUCCGAACUCUGAAUCUCAUACUCAUGUGGCCCUUGACGUUUCGAAAAGUGACAAUAAUUCAAGGAUUCAAAAACAACAGAAGAACGAGUUGACAUUGAAAACAGAAGACUGCUCGUCAGUCAAAAGUACUGGUUCCGAUUCUUCUCCUGUUAAUCGUCUCCUUGAACCUCUCGAACUGUCAGCACCUAAUAAAGAAGCGGAAACUAUUCGAACUAGCACUGAUGUGAAUGAUGAGGAACGUCAUUUAACUGGAAACAAAUUUCCUCAAAUGAAAAGAUCAUCUGAGCUUUCUCUUGAUGCCAGACAUCCAGACGUGCAGACGCGCCCCGUUACUGCUAGUUGGGCAACAUCAGCGCCCGUUUCUGGGCCGAAUGUUGGGAAAAAUACCACCGAGGAGUUUCAUCAACUCCUGAAGAAGCUAAGAGAGGAAAUGGGAGAGAAUAUGGAUAAGGCAAAUCAGAAAUUGAACAAUCUAGAGAAAGAAAAACAGAUCCUUCUGACAGAGAAUCGGGAUUUGAAAUCAAAACUAUGUGGUUGCGUCGAUGACACACAAACUAGAGAGCUGAAAUGUGCAGAUCAUUUGGAUACGAGCAAUCAACCAUCUGUUAGAAAUAUUUCAAGUGGUCGUAUCUUCGAACUUGAAAAUCAGUUAACACUUCUCAAGGCAGAAAAUGCCUCGUUGUCAUCUACGUUGGAGGAGUUUAAACCAGCAUUUAACAACCACGUCAAGAAUAUGAGCGGCUUCGAGUCGGUUAUCAAGAGCCAGAAGGAAUCCAUCAGUUUUCUGAGGGCAAGUUUAAAAGGGGAAGCUGCGAUUUUGAAGAAAAUAUAUGAUUUGGAAGCCCAUAUCAAAUACUUAGAAUCACAAGCAAAGACCCUAGGUUAUGCUUGUGGAGCAUUGAUUCCCCACACAGAUGGGGACAAUGAAGAUGAGACACAAAAAGUGAUUCUCGAAAGAACUGAUACGCAUCGUCAGAUAGUUGAGGCAUCCAAUAACCUGAGUUCGUUCGUGAACGUUAUUAACAAAGUUCCCCAGGAAAAGUUAUUUGCUGAAUUAGUCGGCUAUAAUACAACAGGAGGAAAAUCCUCAAAUGAAGGGAAAGAUCAGCUCAUCUCGGAUUUGCAGUUACAGAUUGAAAAGUUGAUUGAAUGCAAGAAAUCUGAUGAUAAUAAAAUUGGUCAACUGGAAGCACGAAUUAGCGAGCUUGAAUUAAGAACUAAGGAAUUGGAGGAUAUGAACCAUGCAUCGCACACUUCUCUAAAAAACUCCCACAAAGCUUUGACUAUCUCUCAAAACGAAAUCGAAAAGCUCAAAGAUUCUAACAAGCAGCUUACAAGCUCAUUGAAAGAAUACGAGCUGGGAGGAGUCGAUUUCAAAAAUACAAAAGCUGACGAUUCUUCGUCGAUGGGCACUAGUGCUCAAAAAGAUAUCGCUGGAAAUGCUCAAUGGUAUUUCAAGUUAAAGGACCUAGAAGCCGAGCUGUUUAUCGUGAAUCAAGAAAGAGACCAUUUGAAGGAGGAGACAAUAGCGUUGAAGAAAAAACUGUUCAAGUCCUCAUCGUGA
This is a messenger RNA of Ogataea philodendri, 3366 nucleotides long. RefSeq lists its product as uncharacterized. The coding region runs from base 1 to 3366 and encodes 1121 amino acids. The record is from RefSeq and is a predicted model, not a curated record. Gene Ontology annotation, molecular function: protein binding. Gene Ontology annotation, biological process: regulation of cell shape. The transcript has a single exon. Lineage: Eukaryota; Fungi; Ascomycota; Pichiomycetes; Pichiales; Pichiaceae.